AUGUCUGCUUGGAUAUCAAUUGUAUCAAAUGUAUUUUCAUCAACCGAUACACCACGAAAGCUGGAAAGGCCCGUAUCAAUUUGUCAACCAUCAUCAUCAACACCUAUUACAACAAAAUCGCAUAAUCGUCUCUCUGCCAACUUACAACACAUUUUAACACCACAGCAUAUACAAGAAGUAAUUCGUCCAAUUCGUCAUACUCAAACAACACUAUCAUUAUGCUACGAUGAACGUUUGACAGAAUGGAUCUAUCCGAUUGAUGAAACAUUGGAGAAACAAUUGGAACAGGUCGCAUAUUUCUGCAAAACAGUGCAUCGGAAUCGAAUCAUAAGUGCAUUAUUGGAGCAACCGGAAGGAGCAUUCGUUGUUCGUUUUUCUGAAUCCAAGCGAAAAUGUCUGGCAUUGAGUGUUCGAGUACCGUUUAGGCACAAUCCAACUGGUGUAUCACAUUAUCUGAUCAUCCGAAACGAUAAUGGAUUUAAAUUAAGGGGUUCCAAUAAAUAUUUUCCAUCAAUACCUAUGCUUGUAACGCAUCAUUCGGUGAUGCCCGAACAACUUCCAUGCCGUUUGAUAUUUGCCCAUUGGGGUAAUAUGUGGAAAUGUAAUAAAAUGAAUAAUAAUUACGAUUAUCCACCUUAUGAGCAGGUGGAAUGUUCAAACGAGAUGUUCAAGCAUAAUCGGUGGUCCAAGCUAGAACAACUGUGA
Messenger RNA from Acanthocheilonema viteae, 705 nucleotides. The record is from the annotation of a GenBank genome assembly. Lineage: Eukaryota; Metazoa; Nematoda; Chromadorea; Rhabditida; Onchocercidae.